Aspergillus melleus is the source of this 1404-nucleotide messenger RNA. RefSeq lists its product as uncharacterized. Gene Ontology annotation, molecular function: double-stranded DNA binding. NCBI's taxonomy places the organism in Eukaryota, Fungi, Ascomycota, Eurotiomycetes, Eurotiales, Aspergillaceae. The record is from RefSeq and is a predicted model, not a curated record. Gene Ontology annotation, biological process: mitotic sister chromatid cohesion; maintenance of mitotic sister chromatid cohesion. The transcript is spliced from 2 exons. The coding region runs from base 1 to 1404 and encodes 467 amino acids. Gene Ontology annotation, cellular component: chromatin; SMC loading complex.
AUGCAGCAUCUCCAUAAGAUUGCCAACAUGGCCAAUCGCAAUGGCGACAAAGCUGUUUCCUCGAUGGCAGCCGUAAUCGAGGCCUUGGCCCACUUGCAACAGGGGACCAGUUUCGACUCCAUCGAGCAGGCGCAACGUGCCGUGGCGAUAGCACGAAGCCACCAACUCAACGACGAGCUGCGCCAUAUCCCACAGUUGACGACCCUGGUUCAAAUGGUCGACAUUUGCUGCAGCCUUCUCGAAUAUGAUAUCAACCAAUCUUCCCAUAAGCUGAAAAUCCUGCAAGACAUGAUGGAUGAGAGGUUAAACGACCCAAACUGGCGGGCUGACGGAUCAUUUUCCAUUCCCCUGAACGGCAAAUCGGCGGGCCCCUCUUCCAUCGACACGGGCGAUAUCCUUCAAGUUCAAAGUGGCACGCUACUUUUGAGCUUCAACUGGCUACCACAGCAUGACCUCUACGGGCUUUGCUACUUCCUCAGUUCCGUGACUCUGAGCUGCAAGAACUCACACGAUGGCCGCAAGGCAGAAAAGUUCCUUCAUGAAGGAAUACGCAUGAUUCAAGGGAGCUUCAAAUCGCCACAAAAUAUCACCGAGUCGAUGGUCAACGCCAAUAGACGUGUUGAAUGGCGCCGAACUUUGUAUUGCAAUCUGCUUCUCCAGCAGGUAUUCCUUGCGUGCAGUCGUACGGACUGGGAACUAGCGAGCAAGGCGCUGAACGAGCUACGACAGGAAGCACACAAGCUGGGCGAAGGUCUUCCCAAUACAAUUCAAUGCUUGAUAGAGUACGCGGGCGGCACGAUCGCCCAGGCUACUGGGGAUCUGCAGACCGCUCUUGGGGCUUUCCAGUCACCAUCCCUCUCGCUGGCAUCGUUCCAAAGCAAGGCCGCACGCAACGACCCCUGUCGCGACAUUGCCAUCCUCGCCUCUCUCAACACCGUCCUUAUCAUCCGCGAGCCAACCCACCCCGCUCAUUACCAACUCCCAACCAUUCUGUCCACCGUGGAGUCAUUCUGCAAGGGCAGCCCUAACAAGUACAUCCAAGCCGCUUACUAUCUCGUCUGCGCCACCGUCCAGACCGACUCCACCAUUCAAACGAAACAAUUCCUGCAACAGGCCCUGCAAUCCGCCACGGCUAUCAGCAACAGCCAGAUCACCUGCAUGACCCUCACUUUCAUGAGCUGGAAGUACUUCCGCGGCGUGGUUGGCGAGCAGGCCGAGAAGAGCGCCCGCGCUGGUCGCGCAAUGGCGAAGAAAGCCAACGACCGACUCUGGGUCAGCGUCACGGACGAAAUGCUAGCUGAGACCCUCGAGCGACAAGGCAAGAAUGAGGAAGCAAUGGGUGUCCGUGAAGAAGGCCAUCGCGUGAUGAUGGGAUUGCCGCCAGCCUUGAAAAGAUCCACUUGA